AUUGAGAUGUCCGGAAAGUUCAAAGUUAGUUGCAGAAAGAAAGAGAGAGACAGAGGUCAAAACCAGCACUACCCUUACAAAGUCAUCGAAAUUACUCCGCCGCCAAACCUCGGCAUCCGCUGCUUUCCCUGUAAUGUGCAGUGCGGGGAGAGCGUGACAAUUGAAGGCCGGGCUUAUACGGUAUCAGCUGUAACUCAUCGAUACCAACUCCGAAAGGGGAAGUAUGAGCCUAGUGAGAAGAGGCUCGAUGUACUGUCCACGGGAAGAUACAUUUUGAACUUGUAUUUGGAAAACUUAAUGGAAAAAUCAUAAUAAUCUAUUCCUAUUUAGCACAACAUUUACUCCAAAGUAAGUAGAGAAUUAUGAACAGUAGGACUUUGGUGGGAUGGGAGGUCAAGUGUUCAAAUCUUGUCUUUCACUAUUUGUUGUUAUAUGUGGCCUGUCACUUUAAGUGGUUUCAUGUAUCUGUUUGAAUCGGUGGUGGUUCAGUUUUCACUGGUUUUCCCUUAGUCCUCUUCAGGCUAUAACAGUAGAGAGUUAUAACAGUAGCCUUAGCACAUUGACCUAUAUAGUAGAUUUGUAUGAUGAUGGGGAAUGAUUAAUUUAGAGUCCCAGUACUCA
Messenger RNA from Coffea arabica (coffee), 621 nucleotides. The record is from RefSeq and is a predicted model, not a curated record. NCBI's taxonomy places the organism in Eukaryota, Viridiplantae, Streptophyta, Magnoliopsida, Gentianales, Rubiaceae.